UGACAGGCACGCAGAGAAACGGGCUGCUGGUGGCGAAGAUGGCGGAUGGAGACAGCGGUAGUGAGCGCGGCGGUAGCAGCGGAGGGGGAGGUGGCGGCGGGUUUCAGCACUACCAGCGGGAGCCGGAGACCCAGGAGCUGGCCUCGAAGCGUCUGGACAUUCAGAACAAACGCUUCUACCUCGACGUGAAGCAGAACGCCAAAGGCCGCUUCAUCAAAAUCGCCGAGGUCGGCGCUGGCGGCUCCAAGAGUCGGCUGACCCUCUCCAUGUCGGUCGCGGCGGAGUUCCGCGACUACCUGGGGGAUUUCAUCGAGCACUACGCCCAGCUCGGGCCUAGCACUCCGGAGCAGAUCGCUCAGUCGUCCGGCGGGGACGACAGCGGGCCUCGACGGGCCCUGAAGAGCGAGUUCCUGGUGCGCGAGAACCGAAAAUACUACCUGGACCUGAAGGAGAACCAGCGGGGUCGGUUUCUGCGGAUCCGGCAGACCGUCAACAGAGGGCCCGGCUUCGGCGUCGGCGUGAGCGGCAUCCCCGGGGCCGGGCUCCAGGCAGGGCAGACCAUCGCUCUGCCGGCGCAGGGCUUAAUAGAGUUCCGUGACGCUCUGGCCAAGUUGAUAGACGACUACGGCGGGGACGAGGAGGAGCUGGCCGGCGGCGGAGGAGCCGGAGGCUACAGCGAGCUUCCGGAGGGCACCUCCAUCAUGGUGGACUCCAAGCGUUUCUUCUUCGACGUAGGCUCCAACAAGUACGGAGUGUUCCUGCGGGUGAGCGAGGUGAAGCCCAGCUACAGAAACUCUAUCACCAUCCCCUUCAAAGCCUGGAGCAAAUUCGGCGGCGCGUUCAGCCGCUACGCCGAGGAGAUGAAGGAGAUCCAGGAGCGGCACCGGGACAAGAUGUACGAGAGGAGAACCGGAGAGGAGUCCGAGGGCGACGACGUGGAUGAUGAUUGAUGGAGAAGGUGUUGUGAGGAAUGCAGAAAUAAAAUUUUAAAAUAUAUAUAUACAUAGCCGAGAAAAAGAGAGAGAGGAACGAUCAUUCUGUGCACGAAUCGAACUUUAAAAUUGCUAAAACAAAGGAGAAAACUUAAAAAGUAUAUAUAAUAAGAGAAUCAUGUUAUAAAGUUUAGGUGGAUGUUUAGCUAAAAGAGUGCGGACUGCAAUAGUCAGCUCCUGUAUGAGAUUCCCCCAUUGAUGAAAAUAUAUAUAUAUAUAUAUCCUAUAGAUAUUGAUUGUCCAUUUGAUAGCCUCACACACGCAGCCUAGAAAAUUAAUUUUUGUCAAUGCUCAAGUCGCCAGUGUCACUUCCUGAUUGCUAUCCAAUGGUAAAAACUCCCAUGGUGCUGACCUGUAGUCUGCACAUGAUGUUGUUAAGGAAGUGUAAACGUGAAGAUGACAGAGAGAUGCCUGCAUCGCUCACAAUGGCUGUGAGUGUGAGCGACAGGUAGACCAACAAACACCCAAAGCCACGGUCUCGGCUACAGGGGACAACUCGCUCGGUGACGUUCCACGCAGCGAUAUGUUACAAGCACACCACUCAUUUGGACUGUCUGGACAAAUCCAAAUGACACCCCGCUCCCGUGCACCUGACUGGUGCCAACACGAUGGCGUACAUGUGACAAGGCCUGCUCAAACAUGACUGGGACGCUGAGUCCCAUGUGCAUAUUAUUAUUUUAUUAUUCUUAUUUUUUGAGUGCAUCAGAAAAUGCCUGUUACAUUCUUACGGGGUUCUGGCUGCAGAUCUGAUAAGCAAUUUGCUGCAGUUGAGAUGUCUGUGGCAACUGAUGUCUCAUGUGAUGCAGUUCCACGUUUGACCUCCCUGUGACCUUUUGCCACAGGAGAAGCAGGGCGCUCAGGCCUCAAAGCACUAUUUAGAUUUUCUGAGUUCAAACUUCAAGUAUUGGCAAGCUUGAGUGAGGCAAGGGAACUGACCUUGCCAACCUAUUUGUCCUGCGUCAUGUGGAUCCUUUAAUCUUGAACUCAGACUAUUAAUGACUGAAGCAAUAUUCAGUCUGAUUGUAAAGGAAAUUGGGUGCUUUUUGAAAAAAAAACAAAACAGUGGGGUGCUGUACCUAAAGAAUAAUUAUAUAUGUACUGGAAGAGAUUUACUUACUAAAAAGCUCAAAUAUAGAUAGAAUUAUUUUUCAAAAGAGAUAUAUUGAAAAAUAAGACAUUUAUUAGAUAAUGAUGCCUAAAGUGGCUUAUUUAAAAAACAAAAAAAAACAAAAAAACACUAAACUUGGAUGCAGCUGUCCAGGGUGAUAUUUCAUACCUUUUUUCCAUAACAUUUCUUUUAUUCCUCAGAGGAAAUUAAGACGAUUACAGCAAAUUUAUAACACAUUAUCUUAUAGCAAUUUUUUAGACAACCUUGUUGAAGUAGUUUAUCAGCAAACACUCAGCACUCCAGUUCACUUUAGAGCAUCAAGCUGUGCCCUUAUUUCAGUCCACAGUUCAGCUUUUUUUUUUUGUUCUUUUUUUUUUUAUGAAAAAUGUUAAUUGGCUUUCCAUCAGUUGCCAUAUGACGCUAUCAUCAAUAUGUUCUCCUUUUAAAUAUUAUUUUCGCAUGUCUGUUCUUACACAGAAUUGUCUGGUGGAGUGUUUUUUUUUCUUCAUACUAUGAUUGCUGUAUGAUGGUAUUUAUCCGUUUUGAGAGCGGUUUCACAUUUUAUUCCUCAUUUGCAAUGGAAAAACAGUUUACU
Messenger RNA from Thalassophryne amazonica, 2695 nucleotides. Its product is annotated as transcriptional activator protein Pur-beta. The coding region runs from base 39 to 950 and encodes 303 amino acids. The transcript has a single exon. The record is from RefSeq and is a predicted model, not a curated record. NCBI's taxonomy places the organism in Eukaryota, Metazoa, Chordata, Actinopteri, Batrachoidiformes, Batrachoididae. Gene Ontology annotation, molecular function: RNA polymerase II transcription regulatory region sequence-specific DNA binding; purine-rich negative regulatory element binding; DNA-binding transcription factor activity, RNA polymerase II-specific. Gene Ontology annotation, biological process: regulation of transcription by RNA polymerase II. Gene Ontology annotation, cellular component: nucleus.